CGCUCCAACAAGCAUCUUUAUGUCCAAGUGAUUGAUGACACUAAAAUGCAUACUCUUGCUUCAGCUUCAACGAUGCAGAAACCCAUAUCCGAGGAGUUCAACUAUAGCUCUGGUCCCACUAUCGAUGUGGCAAAGAAAGUUGGUGAAGUUAUUGCAAAGUCCUGUCUGGAUAAAGGGAUCACAAAGGUGGCCUUUGACCGAGGCGGAUAUCUGUACCAUGGACGUAUUGAAGCCCUUGCUGAUGCAGCUCGGGAACAUGGUCUUCAAUUUUAGAGCUUGGGCAGACUAUUAGUUGUUUAACUUGUUGCAGAAAGGCAUGGGAUGGAUAAAUAUUCAGUUUGAACGUAGAUGCGGAUGAUCAUAGAUCUCAUUUCUGUUUAAAUUGAAAGAAGUUCACACAACUUUGUGCUAAGUGGUUGUAUUUUUGAAAAAUACCCAACCAAUCAUUGAAAUCGAUUCUAUCAAUUUUUUAA
Molecule: messenger RNA, 473 nt
Organism: Camellia sinensis
Lineage: Eukaryota; Viridiplantae; Streptophyta; Magnoliopsida; Ericales; Theaceae
Source: RefSeq, a predicted model, not a curated record